Molecule: messenger RNA, 2863 nt
Organism: Phalaenopsis equestris
Lineage: Eukaryota; Viridiplantae; Streptophyta; Magnoliopsida; Asparagales; Orchidaceae
Product: pentatricopeptide repeat-containing protein At5g04780-like
Biological process (GO): RNA modification
Molecular function (GO): zinc ion binding; protein binding; RNA binding
Source: RefSeq, a predicted model, not a curated record
CCGCCACUCUCGCUUCUCUCCCCUUCCUUCCUCUUGCUACAAAUCCCUACAAACCGCAUCUUCUCUCUUCUUAGAUGCUGAACCCACCUCCACAUCCUCAACCUCGUCCAACUCUCCUUCCUCGCACCUUCCAUCAUCGAUAUCAUCCCUUCUCUUCUCCGCUCAGUCCCUCUUCGCCGCCACCCAAAUCCACACCAAUCUCAUCAAAUCCGGCAUCCUCUUCUCCAUCCACACAAUUCGCCACCAUCUCAUCUCUUUAUACUCAUACUGUCGUCUCCCUUCCUCCGCCUUCAAACUGUUCGACGAAAUUCCCCAACCUGGCGUCGUAUCCUGGUCCUUCCUCAUUUCUGCUUACACCCGCAACGGCCAAUGGCGGGAAUCACUGCUUUCCUUCUCCAAGAUGCGAUCUUCCGGCGUUGGCUGCAAUGAGUUCACUCUUCCUUCCGUCCUCAAGGCCUGCUCGGCCUUGUCCGAUUUCACUGCCAGCAGUCAAAUUCAUGCCAUCGCAGUUCUGGCUGGAUUUGAAUCUGACCCAUUUGUGGCAAACACCCUUAUUAUGUUUUAUGCUGAUUUUGGUAAGAUCUUCGACUGUCAGAAGCUGUUCGAUGCCAUUAACGGCAGAAAUGUGGUGUCUUGGAACGCAUUGUUUUCUGCUUAUGUGAAGAACGAUCAGCACAAUAUAGCUGUUGAGUUUUUUAGAGAUAUGGUGGCGACUGGAAUGAGGCCAAACGAAUAUGGCUUUUCUAUUGUCUUAAACGCCUGCACGGGCUCUUAUGACUUGGAUCGUGGGAGGAUUGUUCAUGGUUAUCUGAUUCGGCUCGCCUACGAAUCCGACAGAUUUACUGCUAAUGCACUUCUGGAUUUCUACGCAAAAUUGGGGGAUAUUGACUCUGCCUCUCUCGUUUUUGAAGAGAUAUCUCAGCCUGAUAUUGUUUCAUGGAAUGCUUUCAUCUCCGGUUGUGUUCUUCAGGGGAAGGAUAUUCUAGCCAUGAACCUGUUCAACCAAAUGAAAGAGUCAGCAAUGCUACCUAAUGAGUUCACUCUAUCUAGCAUUCUUAAGGCUUCUGCUGGGACUACAAUGUUGGAUUUGGGUCAGCAAAUUCACGCCUUUAUGAUCAAAUCUGGCAACGAUUCCGAUAUUUUCAUUGGCGUCGGGCUCGUAGAUUUAUACGCAAAGUGUGAGCACAAUGGCGACUCAUUGAAAGCCUUCAACUUGAUGCAAGUUCAUGAUUUGGUUGCAUGGAAUGCCAUCAUCUCUGGUUACUCUCACAACAAUAAUGAUUCAGAAGCUCUCUCACUUUUUUCAAGCAUGAGGAAGGAUGGAUUUGGAUUCAACAGGACCACUCUGGCAUCAGUUCUUAAGUCUGUUGCUAAUUCACAGGCAUCCACAGCUUGUAAACAAACUCAUACUCUUGCGAUAAAAGCCGGGUUUCUCUUGGACCAACAUGUAGCAAAUGGUCUUGUUGAUGCUUAUGGAAAGUGUGGUUCGUUAGAAGAUGCAGGGAAAGCCUUCCAUGAAUGUCCCUCUGGUGAUAUAGUCUCCUUCACAUCAAUGAUAACUGCUCUUUCACAAAGCGGGGAAGGUGAGGAAGCCAUGAAGCUGUUCCAUGCGAUGCGCGAAAUGGAUCUAAAACCAGAUUCAUUUGUGUGCAGCAGCCUUCUGAACUCUUGUGCAAACCUAUCCGCCUCCGAGCAAGGCAAACAGAUUCAUACUCAUGUCGUUAAGAUGGGUUUUGUGCUCGAUAAUUUCGCCAGUAAUGCGCUUGUAAACAUGUAUGCUAAGUGUGGAAGCAUAGAGGAUGCAACCUCAGCCUUCUCUGAGAUUCCUGAGAGGGGAAUCGUCUCAUGGUCCGCCAUGAUUGGGGGUCUGGCGCAGCAUGGCCAUGGAAAGAAGGCCUUAGACUAUUUCUAUGGAAUGCUCAAUGAAGGCGUGCCUCCCAAUCACAUUACACUAACUAGUGUUCUCUGUGCCUGCAACUAUGGUGGUUUGGUUACAGAGGCUGAGAAAUAUUUUAACUCGAUGGAGGAGAUGUUCGGCAUCGAACGAACCUUGGAACAUUACGCGUGCAUGGUUGAUAUUUUGGGCCGUGCGGGGAGAUUGAGAUCGGCAAUGGAGCUCGUCGAAAGCAUGCCGUUCGAAGCAAAUGCUGCCAUUUGGGGGGCUCUGCUGGGGGCUUCCAGAGUUCAUAACAAUGUUGAAAUAGGCAUGAAAGCAGCUGAGAUGCUGCUCAUUCUAGAGCCAGAGAAGUCUGGAACACAUGUGAUCCUCGCCAAUAUUUAUGCUUCAGCUGGAAUGUGGAAUGAAGUUGCGGGCAUGAGAAAACUGAUGAGGGAAACCAUGGUGAAGAAGGAACCUGGGGUGAGUUGGAUUGAAGUGAAAGACAAAGUUCACACCUUUUUUGUUGGAGAUAGAAGCCAUGAGAGGAGGGAAGAGAUUUAUGCUAAGUUGGAGGAAUUGGGUGAUUUGAUGAACAAAGCUGGGUAUGUUCCUUUGGUGGAAACUGACCUCCAUUAUGUGGAGAAGUGGGAGAAGGAGACUCUUCUUCUACAGCAUAGUGAAAAGCUUGCAGUUGCCUUUGGGCUGAUAAGCACCCCUGCGAGCGCUCCCAUUAGAAUCAUGAAGAACCUUAGGGUUUGUAGAGAUUGCCAUGAGGCAUUUAAGUUUAUUUGUAAGAUAACUGAGAGGAAAAUAAUUCUUAGGGACAUCAACAGAUUCCAUCAUUUUCAGGAGGGGGCAUGCUCUUGUGGGGAUUAUUGGUGAAUACUUAUAGUAGCAUUCGUUUGAUGCUAAUUUUCAUGGAAUUUUUUUAAUCUUUUGUUAAAUAUUUUGGAAGACUUUUAGCAUUUACAGAUUUGAAUCUAU